CGUACACGAAAGUACUUGUAAACAUGGCCACGUGCGUCGUCGCUCGCUUGCUUUACAAUCUGAACAACAGCUCGAAUGUAGAAGAGUGAAACAAUUAUUUUAUGUCUUAUGGUACUUCAUAAGUUCAACCCCCUUAUUCUCCAAAUCAUAAUCAAAAGCUAGCGAACAUCACUAUCGUUAGUCGAUAUGUAUAAGUUUCGAUUUUCGAUUGAUAAAUGACUCAUGCCGGUAAGUCAAACGCAGUGUAAUGACAUCAGCAUGGACAUGUAGUUGAGAAUGACGUUUGCACUGACACGAAAGUAUAUGUGGUAGUAUGACAGUUUCCAGUCAUUUGAUUGUUUGCAAAAGCAGCUCACGUAUUAGUGCCUAUUUAGACCAUUAUUUUACGUUAGGAGAAGUAGGGGUCUAAGAUCAAAGACGUCCCGCUUAAAAAUCAAGUUAUGGCGACGAAUGAAGUAAGUACAAAUGACUUUCAAGUCCAGUACAAACUUUGUGAUUACAAUCCAAAAAUGGUACAAGCCUGGCAGGAGCUCUUCAAAGAUCACGCAGACAGGAUACAGAUACACAACGGGCAUAUAUUUGGGAAAGAUGCUCCAUCUGCUGAUGCUAUUGUCUCUCCAGCGAACAGUUUUGGUUUUAUGGAUGGAGGGAUUGAUAUGGUCUAUACAAGACACUUUGGUUGGCAAAUGCAAGAGCGCCUCCAGGAAGUGAUAAGGAAAGAGUACAAUGGUGAAGUGCUUGUGGGACAAGCAGCCAUAAUCGAAACUUUUGAAGGUGGAGUCAAAGAGGGCUCACUGGAUUGGUCCAAGUACAAUGGUGGCCAGCCAAUCAAGUUUCUCAUCUCAGCACCCACCAUGAGAGUCCCAUUAGAAGUGGCAGACACUGUCAAUGCUUAUCUGGCGUUUCGGGCUGUUAUUCUUGCUGUCAAAAAGCACAAUGCAGUGCCAGCCAAUGAGCCAAUAAGAAGCGUCUUGUGUCCUGGUCUGGGGACUGCUGUUGGAAGGAUGCCUCCUGAACGCUGUGCAUUUCAAAUGUGUAGGGCUUUUGAAGUUUAUGAACUAGGUAUGCACAAAAAUGUUUUGAACCCCACCCACCUGGAGUAUCCCUGUGCAGACCAUGAGACUAUGACACAAUAUGUUUGAAAAGCUGACAAAUAAACCAGGGCCUAUAUUUAUAGAAUACAUUUGACAGGCAGUGAAGCUACAGCAAUGUUCUGCCCAUGUGAUAAUUCUUUCAGCUACAAAAGAAACUUUAAACCUAAUGGCAAGCAAAAUGAAGAAAUUGCCAAACAAACUGGAUUGACUAUUUUUAUUUAUACCUCACAUUUUUGUUUGAACAUCUUAAUAUGUACAGAUCUUACAUAAUUUAUUAAUUUCAUUUGUAAUGAAUAAUGUUAUAUAAUGUAAUAAAAGAAACAGAAUGAAGAGUGAAGCGAGUAGAUAUUUUUACAUUUUUUUCUGUCUCAUCAUGUAUUGUGAUAAUGUAACUCAAUUUUCUUCAGCUUCUUAAUAUUUCACGAGUCUCAGUAUGUUACAGCAGUACGAGUAAUGACAAAUCAACUACCAAAACUGGACUAUGGGUAUAAAGUGUACACUUUAAAUAAAUACUUAAUAUUCAAUUACAAGUGAAGUUUCACUUUUUUCCCCUUUAGGAAAAAAAAUUACAAAAUAGAACAGUUAUGUUAAUCAUGUGUGUG
Molecule: messenger RNA, 1696 nt
Organism: Lingula anatina
Lineage: Eukaryota; Metazoa; Brachiopoda; Lingulata; Lingulida; Lingulidae
Source: RefSeq, a predicted model, not a curated record